GGGGGACCCUGAUGAAAGGCCUUGGGAGCCCAGCAGGGCGGGGAAGGUCUGACCCAGAGCUCAGCCCCGCCCGGGCUGUCACGUGAGGGUGGCCCGCCAGUCAUGUGACCACAACCCUCGGCGGAGCAGAGAUGAGCGGCCCGCUCCUGCCGGCCCUGCCCUGGGCCUUGCCCCUGCUGCUGGCGCUGGGGCUGCGCGGCCUGGAGGCCGGGGCCCACAGAGCCCCCCAGUGGGACUUCCAGGAGGCCUACUUUGAGCAGCUUCUGGACCACUUCAACUUCGAGAGGUUCGGCAACAAGACCUUCCUGCAGCGGUUCCUGGUGUCAGAGAAGUUCUGGAAAAGGGGCGAGGGGCCCAUAUUCUUCUACACGGGCAACGAGGGAAACGUGUGGUCCUUCGCCAACAACUCGGGGUUCAUCCUGGAGCUGGCAGCGCAGCAGGGGGCCCUGGUGGUCUUCGCAGAGCACCGGUACUACGGGAAGUCACUCCCUUUCGGAGAGCGGUCCACGGCGCGCGGGCGCACGGAGCUGCUGACGGUGGAACAGGCCCUGGCCGACUUCGCCAGGCUGCUCAGCGCGCUGCGGCGGGACCUGGGGGCCCAGGGCGCCCCGGCCAUCGCGUUCGGCGGCAGCUACGGCGGGAUGCUCAGCGCCUACAUGAGGAUCAAGUACCCGCACCUCGUGGCUGGGGCGCUGGCAGCCAGUGCGCCCGUCGUUGCUGUGGCCGGCCUCGGGGACUCCUACCAGUUCUUCCGGGACGUGUCGGCGGACUUUGAGGGCCAGAGUCCCAAGUGUGCCCAGGGCGUGCGGGACGCAUUCCGGCAGAUCAAAGACCUGUUCGUACAAGGAGCCUAUGCCUCGCUCAGCCGGGAGCUCGGCACCUGCCAGCCGCUCUCCAGCCAGGAGGACCUAGCCCAGCUCUUCGGGUUCGCCCGGAAUGCCUUCACCGUGCUGGCCAUGAUGGACUACCCGUACCCCACCGACUUCAUUGCGCACCUUCCCGCAAACCCCGUCAAGGUUGGCUGUGAGCGGCUUCUGAGUGAGACGGACAGGAUCAAGGGGCUCCGAGCGCUGGCUGGGCUGGUGUACAACUCCUCGGGCGCGGUGCCAUGCUAUGACAUCUACCUGCAGUACCGGGCGUGCGCGGACCCCACGGGCUGCGGCUCGGGCCCCGACGCCGAGGCCUGGGACUACCAGGCCUGCACCGAGAUCAACCUGACGUUUUCGAGCAACAACGUGACUGACCUCUUCCCAGACCUGCCAUUCACCGAGCGCCACCGCCAGCAGUACUGCCUGGACAGGUGGGGCGUGUGGCCCCGGAGGGACUGGCUGCAGACCAACUUCGGGGCGGGAGACCUCAAGGCUGCCAGCAACAUCAUCUUCUCCAACGGUGACCUGGACCCCUGGGCAGGGGGCGGGAUCCAGACCAACCUCAGCUCCUCUGUCCUCGCUGUCACCAUCCGGGGAGGAGCCCACCACCUAGACCUCAGAGCGGCUCACCCAGAAGACCCCGAGUCCGUCCGAGAAGCUCGCAGGCUCGAGGCCAGGCUCAUCGGCGAGUGGGUGCACACAGCCAGACGAGGACAGCGGCCACGGCCGGCACAGCGUGGGGGACGUGGAGGUGAGGGGCGCGCCUCGACUUGGGACCCGACAGGACUCCCCGGGAGCAGCUCAGGGCGCUGGGGUGAGGGGCUAUGGCCGAGGCAGGGGCCGGAGGAGCGUCCGUGCCUGGCUGUAUGCAGGGCAAAGCGUGUGGUCUGUGGGCCUUGUGGGGCGACAGUGUGACCUGUCACCACCAAGACCUCCCAAACCAGCCACGUGUUUAAUAAAACCUAGCUCUCUACUCGCA
Suricata suricatta (meerkat) is the source of this 1848-nucleotide messenger RNA. It is a transcript of the gene DPP7, whose product is annotated as dipeptidyl peptidase 7. The record is from RefSeq and is a predicted model, not a curated record. Lineage: Eukaryota; Metazoa; Chordata; Mammalia; Carnivora; Herpestidae. Gene Ontology annotation, cellular component: vesicle. Gene Ontology annotation, biological process: proteolysis. Gene Ontology annotation, molecular function: dipeptidyl-peptidase activity; serine-type exopeptidase activity.